Aspergillus wentii DTO 134E9 is the source of this 1527-nucleotide messenger RNA. RefSeq lists its product as uncharacterized. Gene Ontology annotation, cellular component: membrane. The record is from RefSeq and is a predicted model, not a curated record. Gene Ontology annotation, biological process: transmembrane transport; carbohydrate transport. Gene Ontology annotation, molecular function: carbohydrate:proton symporter activity. The transcript has 2 exons. NCBI's taxonomy places the organism in Eukaryota, Fungi, Ascomycota, Eurotiomycetes, Eurotiales, Aspergillaceae. The coding region runs from base 1 to 1527 and encodes 508 amino acids.
AUGGCCAACACCAAACCCUCCCUCACAAAAUACAUCCACGCCAUCAAAGACUCUCCAAGAGAGAUCUUCAAUCGGCAUCUCUUCCUGGCGGUGUGCGCUUUUGCCAUGGGCGGAUGUGCCAAGGGAUGGGAUGAAGGAUCUGCGUCGGCCAUUUCGCAACUUCCUUCCUUCAAGCAUCGAUAUGGCCUCGACGACGAUAGAACUUCUAAUAUUGUCUCUCUCGUCAACCUCGGAGCUGGAGUCGGUGCUCUUUUAUCCUUUCUAUUGAACGACCGAAUUGGCCGCAUCUGGUCGAUGCGAAUCUACCAGCUAGUCUACAUCGCCGGUUCUCUCGUCUCCUGCUUCUCAUCUGGCCAUCUUGCUGCUCUCUACGUUGGCCGUCUUGUUGCUGGGCUGGGAAUCGGAGCCUUGACGGUAGUGUGUCCCAUGGCCAUUGCUGAAAUCGCCCCCAGCACGACGAGAGGAUUGAUGACUCUCUGGUUCAACGUCUGGAUGCUUUCCGGUCAGGCGCUGGGUAUUUUCACUGUGUAUGGCUGCUCCAUCCAUAUCUCGUCCACCACAGAUUUGCAAUAUCAAAUACCCUGGUUCACGCAGACAUUCGUUCCGGCCAUCAGCAUCGCCCUAUCCUUCCUGAUCGUUGAAUCUCCCCGUUGGCUGCUCAUGAAUGAUAAACACCAGCAAUACCUUUCAGCUCUCACACAUCUUCGUGGUCUCCCAUCCACGGCAUCUUAUGUGGACAAUGAAUUCAACGGCAUGCUCUCGCAGAUUGAAGAUAGAAACUCCGGACUCGGACAUGUCAGUUCUAUCCAGAUUGUGAAAGAAACACUCUUGGUCCGGUCCAAUCUGCGUCGAGUCCAACUCACAUUGGUCGCCUACAUCCUCGCCCAAAUGUCCGGUGCCAACGCCAUCACGAACUAUCUCCCUACUAUAUUCGGCCUGGUUGGUAUACAGGGAUCCAGUGUGAAGCUUUAUACAACUGGCUUCUACAGUGUUACCAAGCUGGUCUGCUGCAUUGCUGCGUCUCUCGUUCUGGUUGAUGUUGUCGGCCGUCGCAAGUCCCUGAUGAUCGGCGCUACCAUUCAGAUCGUCUGCCAUUCUUACCUUGCGGGAUAUCUCAACUUUUACCUCACGGACUCCGACACUGUGAGCAAAGGAGCAUCCGAUGCGGCCAUCGCCCUCAUCUUCAUCCACGCUCUCGGCUGGGCCAUUGGGCUGUACAGUCUACCUUAUCUUUUUGGGGCAGAACUCUGGCCAAACCGCAUUCGAUCUUUCGGGGGUGCAUUAUCGCAGUGCUUCCACUGGCUGUUCUACUUUGCCAUUACCAAGGCUACCCCAUCUAUGCUGGAGAAUAUGGAUCAAUGGGGUGCCUUUGUUCUGUUUGCCGGUUUCUGUUUUGCCGCUAUCGUGUAUACAUACUUUCUUGUGCCAGAAACCAGUGGGCUGAGUCUGGAGGAGAUUAACAAGAUUUUUGAGCGUCCUUGGUAUCGGCUGCGACUGCCUUUGGAUCAGACUAUCUCCGAUGAGUGA